AUGGACUUCCGGCAGGAGGCGUUUCUGCGCGCCGUGACUGCCCGUUUUCAACUUAUUACUGUGACCCUGGUCGCAGCUGUCGGUUUUGCUAUCCUCGGCGCUAUUGUUUAUCGAGCAGUGUUUCAUCCUUUGUCGAAAUACCCGGGACCCUUUCUUGCGAAAUUCACGAACUUGUACUCCGCCUGGCAUGCAUGGAAAGGCGACAUUCAUUUGGAUAUCUAUCGCUGUCACCAAAAAUACGGCAAUCGCGUUCGAUAUGCACCCAAUCGUCUCAUCAUUAACACCGAUGGAGCUUUGCGCGACAUCUACGGGCACCAUUCUAACGUGGUCAAGUUUAGGAAUUACGAGGUCCUGUCCAAGCAAGCAGCAAACUUGCUGACCCUGCGAGACAAGACUCAGCACGGACGGAGGAGACGGGUCAUCAGUCAGGCAUUUUCGGAAAAUAGCCUUCGUAUCUUUGAGCCCAAGAUUCUGUCCCGGGUUGACAGAUUCUGUGAUCUUAUGCGUAGAGGAAAUGAACCUUCCAAGGAUAGGGUUCCGGCUGGCCAUUGGACGGGUCCCAUCGACAUGGCUCAUGCGUUCAACAACCUGGCCUUCGACAUUAUGACUUCCGUCUCUUUCGACUCCGAGUUCGAUACUAUGGGUAGCCCUGAGUACCGAUAUGCAAUGCAGGCCAUAGAGGACUCCAACGUUCGGCUAGGAGUGCUCAUUCAAGCACCAGAGUUAAACUUUGCCAAAAUGGACCGAAAGCUGUUUCCCAAGGCUCUGGUUGGACGAUACAAGUUUGUGAAAUUUAUUCGCAUGGUCCUCGCCAAGCGACUUGGUGCAACGAAGACUGCGUCUAGGGACAUCUUUUCUUUUUUGCAACAAUGUAAAGAUCCAACUACGGGGAAGGAACUAAGCACUGCGGAGCUGAGCACAGAAACUGCCACCUUCAUUGUAGCAGGAGCGGACACGUCGUCGACAAGCAUGUCUGCCGUCUCUCACUAUCUCACGGGUUCGUCCAGUUGCUACCGCCGAGUCGUGGAGGAGGUCCGGUCAACGUUUUUGAGCGUUGACGAGAUUCGAAUGGGACCGAAGUUAAACUCGUGUGCCUUUCUUCGAGCCUGCAUUGACGAGUCCCUCCGCAUGUCCCCACCCGGAGGAAGUGCCCUCUGGCGUGAGGUGGAAGAUGGAGGCGCGCUCAUUGACGGAACUUUCAUCCCCGAACGAACCGAGAUCGCCGUCGGCGUCUACAGCAUCCACCAUAGCCCUGCGUACUAUAAUGACCCCUUUUGUUACGACCCCGAUCGAUGGUAUCGACCUGCAGACUCAAAGGGUGCCCGGAACGAAUCCUCGAGGCUGCCUUACAUGCCCUUUUCGGUCGGCGCUCGCAGCUGCGUUGGCAAGCCGCUCGCAAUUGCUCAGAUCAUGAUUGUAUUUGCACGUCUCAUUUGGGAGUUCGACCUGCGACGAGCAGAUAGCGAUUUCGAUUGGAUGGAAAAAGACUGUACUCCUACUGAAUAUGCCUUGCGGGAUCACUUGACGGCCUGGAAAGAAGGCCCGAUCUUGAGCAUUCGGCCCCGGUUUUCGGAUUAG
Messenger RNA from Drechmeria coniospora, 1578 nucleotides. RefSeq names its product cytochrome P450. The transcript has 6 exons. The record is from RefSeq and is a predicted model, not a curated record. NCBI's taxonomy places the organism in Eukaryota, Fungi, Ascomycota, Sordariomycetes, Hypocreales, Ophiocordycipitaceae. Bases 1 to 1578 code for a protein of 525 amino acids. Gene Ontology annotation, molecular function: iron ion binding; oxidoreductase activity, acting on paired donors, with incorporation or reduction of molecular oxygen; monooxygenase activity.